UGAUGUUUGGCUUUUAUAAAGGGUUCUUGGUGCACUCUGGGAUGGAAAUUUUUCUCAAGGCAACCAGCAGAAACUAUUUUAGGCUGAGAUUUUCAUAACAGCUUUACUGCCUUCCUAAAGGAAGAGAUCACCUGAUUUCCUGGAAACAUUGGAGAAAAACCACCCCACUCCACCACCAUUUACAUCUGCUUGGCAAUGGAUGGUGGGUGAAGGACUUUGGGCACUGGAACAUUUGGACCAGGAGCAGAUCCUCUGAGGCAUUUCAUGGACUGACAGGAGAGAGAAAAAGGUGGCUGAGGAAAUGGGAGCCAGUCAAGGUGACCAGAGUUGUUCACUGCUCUCUUAUCUCCCCAUACACAGCCGAGUUCUCACAUCUGCUGUUCUCCAGGCCAUUGCUCAAGCAGUAAAAUACAGAUGGUUUCUCAGCAAGAAUCCCAUGGAAGGAAGGAAUGAAAGAAGGAAGGGAAGGACCCCUAAUCCCCAAAAGCCAGAUGAGGUCAGUGUUAGCAGCAGAAGACACACAGGACCACUCUGGUAGCCUCAAGUGCACCUGAAUGCUCACACUGCCCGUGCCCCCAGUCCCAACCCCUCCCUCCCAGAGAGGAGCAGCAGAAAGAAAUGAAACACUACAGAUGAGGAGGGCAAGGAGUUCAGGAAGGCUCUAAUCUCAUGAACUCGCUGGAGGGGAUGAGGAACUGCUUGUUCCGGGCGCUGGGGGAUCAGCUGGAGGGGCACUCCCGCAACCACCUGCGCCACCGCCAGGAGACCGUGCAGUUCAUGGUGCAGCAGCGCGCCGACUUCGAGCCCUUCGUGGAGGACGAUGUGCCCUUUGACAAGCACGUUGCCAAUUUGGCCAAGCCUGGUACUUUUGCUGGCAAUGAUGCUAUCGUGGCCUUUGCAAGGAACAACCAAAUGAAUGUGGUUAUUCAUCAGCUCAACACUCCACUGUGGCAGAUCCGGGGCACGGACAGGAGCGGCGCCAGGGAGCUGCACAUCGCCUACAGGCACGGCGAGCACUACGACAGCGUCCGCAGGCUCAGCGACGACUCGGAGGCGCCGGCGCACCUUCGGAUGGAGAUGCUUUGCAAGAACGAUUCCAGUAAGGCAGAGGAAGUGAAGCCACAGAAGGGCAGCUCUGAAGAUGAGACUGAGGUGGAGAUGGAAGAUGCUGUACAAAAAGUGUGCAGUGCAACUGGGUGUUCAGACAUGGAUUUAGUGAGCCACAUUCUUGAGGUGGAGGACUACAACGUGGAGUCUGCAAUAUUUGUCAUCUUGCAGAUGAAGGAAGUGGAAGGAAUAGGUGCUGAGGAGCAGCAGGAGCCCCCAGGCAGGGAGCAGAAAUCCUGCAGCAGGACACUGUGGGAAGAGAAUGGAACUGGUUCAAGAAUCUUUGGAAAUCAGAGCUUGCAUCCAGGUGAAGCAGAGAACAACAAGGGACAAGCUGGAUCCAGGGAAGAGAACCGAGCCAGCAGGAACCCAAAGGUGGCCAAGAGGCAAAGGAAGGAGCAGCAGCGGCUGGAGAAGAAGAAGCGGCAGGAGGAGAGGCACAGGCAGAAGGUCCUGGCCACCAAGGGGGACAGGGCAGACACCAGCACAGAGACAGAGCCAGCCAGCCAUGUCACCCUGGUCAAGGCCAUGGCUGCCCUGAACAUAUGACUCAGUGCUCUGAUGAGAAAAGCAAAUAAAACUGAUGAAGGCAAAAUUCCCCCAGGAGAAUUUCCAGGCACCCGUGUUUAUCUUGAAAUCCAUCUCUGCUGGGAUUUCCAAACACAAGAGAGCUUCCUCUUCCUUUGCUUGUGGGGAGGACAAUUGCUCAUUGAUUCUGCAUCAACCUGUGGUGAGAAGAGCUAUUUAAACUUAACAGGAAGUAGAGACUUGGAUCUAUAAUUUUGAAGUUACAUGAAGGUCAGGACCUUUUCUUCACACAACGGUGUCAGAUUUAUUUUGACAUCUCUUGAUGUGCCUGGUUUGGUUUUAUUUUGUUUUUUUUUUCUUUUAUUUGGUUAUGCCUGGAGGAGCUUUAUUUUACCUCACUGUCAGGGUGUCAGACAAUCUCUUAACAAAUCUCAACUCAGGAAUAUCUCUAGUGGAUCUUUUUCUAUUUAAAUUCAAAAAAAAAUAAGAAAACAGAGUCCCAGAAUCCUUUCCAAAGCAAAGUGUGUCAGCCAGCACUGCUGUCUCAAACAUGACAUUCCUGUUUUGUUUGCCAUGCAGGAAUACAGUGACAAGUUUUAAUCUCACUGGAACUGCUGGCAUUGCACUGAGCAGGUUCAGAAGUGAUGAAUACAUGGAGGGAGCUGGGGAUUGCUGCAUCCAUGCUUGCUGAGGUUUGGGAUCAGCUCCUUUAUGAUGAGACCUGUAGGGGAUAAAAAAACCCCAAAACAAUAAUCCCAGUUGACUCAUGAGAAUGCAGAGCUGAUUCUUCUGAUCUGGUAAAAUGUGACAGGAACAGGCUUCAAGUUUCUGAUGAGUGGUGUUACUUGGACACCUGGAGUCUUGUCCCCUUUGCCCUGUUCCAGAGCUUUUGGGCCACUCCAGGGCUUUAGUCCAAGUCAGGGGCUGGAUAGGUGUCAGUCUCCAAAUGAAAUCAGUAUAGCCAAAGGACCAAGAGAACUGAGAAGAAGCUCCCAAGCCGCAUUGAUCCCAGGAAAACCUGCCUAUUUCACUUCAUAAAUCAACCUUUUUUUCCAGGGUAGGUUUUUUUUCUUCUUAAAUUCCAUUUUAGUGAGGUCACCAAGUAGGAUGCAGAGCUUGACUCCUGUGAUGUUUUCCACUGUAGGACUGAGAAUUUGGAUAGAAGUGAAAGGGCUGUGGGAUUGAUCAGCCUUUGAUUUAUAGCUCCCAGUGUUUCAGCUCCACUCAGGUUUUUGGACUUGUAACAAGCACUAAGCUUGAAGAAAGGACAUGUGCACUACACACUGAGACACCUCAUCAGCCAGGGCAGAGGUGAGAGGGAUUUUUUAAAAGUAAGGAGUGUUGCAUUUGAAAAACUUGUCUGUGCUUAAAAGUUUAUAAAUCAGCAUGGAAAUAUUAAUGGGUUUUUUACUGAACUGCCAGGAACUGGGCUGGUACUUGAAGAAUAAGAAGGAAGGACUCUCCUGUAAGAACUGGUGGCGUAGGAAUUCCUUUUUCUCCAAGACAGUCAUUUUUACAGUAGUGGGAAGGGAGGUGAGUCACAGCUUAGUGGGGAGAAAGUGCAAAUUCUUUCAGGGGGUGAUAAAUUGUGACAGCGGGUUUGGCAAGGCAGUGCAGGUGACUGUGUCACCCGUGUCCUGCCCUGUCCUGUGUUUUGGUCUGAAAAGCAGGUGUGUUCUGAGGUUUGAAGAGAUAAGAAAUUGCAGUUGUGCACUGUGAGUAAGAGAUUUGAUCUCAGUGAUUUGGGGUUUUCUCCUGUGGAGCCAGAGCUGACAAGACAUUCAUUGUUGCCUGGAGCCUGAGAGCUGUGGAGGGAGUUGGUGAGGAGGGAACCCAAACCUCACCCCAUGGUGUGCAGCAGGAAAGGGGGGUCUGCAACAGCAGCACCAACAGCAGAGGGAGAGAAUGGCCCACAGCUCAUGGCCUCUGAUACAUGAACAAAAUCUGGGGCUGAAAAUGCUUUCAUUUCCAAGUGUAAUGUGAUUAAAAUAAACUCGUAAUGUACUGGGCUCUUAAAUCUUGACAAACCAGUCAAAUUCCCUUUAUCUUGCCAGGGCAGCUUUGUGCCUGUGCAGCCAUUCCAUAUCCAGAGAUGUUAAAACUGAUUUUGUCUCUUUCACGUUUUUCCCGUUGAAAUUUCCACCUUCCCAAUGUAUAUUUUUUUCCCUAGGGAAUCUUUGUGCAACAUUCUUCACCAAACUCAGUUUAUGCAGUGAAUUUGCUUUGCAAACUGAUGGUGGGUUUUCCUGGGAGGAGGAAGGGAGGCAAGAGAGCAGAGCAGAACAACACUGUGAUUCAUGCAUGGUGUGUGUUUACUCCUUGGUGGAGCUGAGUGCUCUGUAAUCCACGGGCCAGGGGUGGACAAUGAGCCCUGGAUGUUCCCCUGGGCUCUGAGGAGGAUGACUGUUUGUUCUUAGCAGCUGGCUGACACAUAGGAGGGUGUUUUGGCUCUUGCUGCAGCAGGGUCACUGUGAGCCUCUCAAGGGCAAAUACACAGCAGGAAGAUGUAGAAAACCACUGUCCCUGCCUCCUGUCUCCCUCCAUCAUCUUCCCUCGACUUAUUUUCCCAAAUCCUGCCCCUGCAGGUCAGAAUUCAGUUGAACUGGAAGUUUUAAGCAGGUUCUGGCUGACCUCCAUAAGCAUGGCUGUGUGUGGGAAGGGUUUCUGCCCGUGCUGCUCCGUGUCUCCUUUCCCUUGUUCCUACUUAGGAGCUGCCUUCUGGUUUAUCUCCCAGCUCUGCCACAUCACCCAUGGCCUCCACGCCUGCAGAGCUUUGGGAGCUGCAGAAAGGGAGAGAAAUUGGGCAUGAAGAAUGAUCCACAAUCCAGUGUGGGGUAAAAGAACAGGAAAGGGAGGGAAAUUGGGCAUGAAGAAUGAUCCAUAAUCCAGUGUGGGGUAAAAGAACAGGAAAGGGAGAGAAAUUGGGGAUGAAGAAUGAUCCAUAAUCCAGUGUGGGAUAAAAGAACAGGAAAGGGAGAGAAAUUGGGGAUGAAGAAUGAUCCAUAAUCCAGUGUGGGGUAAAAGAACAGAAAAGGGAGAGAAAGGGAGAGAAUUUGGGGAUGAAGAAUGAUCCAUAAUCCAGUGUGGGAUAAAAGAAGGUGGUUUGUGCUGGUGUUGAGCAGUGGGGUGGUCCCUAGAAGCUUCCUAGGUACAAGCACCAGCCUUAGAAGGCAGCAUUGGCUCUGUCUCAGUUUCUAGAAUCCUUAUUGCCUGUAGAAAAUGAGAAGAAAUAGGUGAUUUGGAGUUAUAAAGGUACCACAUUUACUGUAGGAGCUUGAGGCGGGGAUGCUGUUGCUUGUAGUGAAACACUAAACCAAGGCAGGAGCCCUCAGCACUGAUGUGGAAAUCAAAUUAAUUACUCUUAAACUCCUUUAUUUUAGGCAGAUCACAUCUCAGAGGCAGCAUUACAGCUGGAGGUGCCUCCAUCGAGGCCCAGGGUGCAGCCAGACCUGGCUGGUUAGAGUUAAUUAGGGCUAAUUUGGGAUCAUGUGCAGCUGUGGUGUGGGACAAGGUGUCUGCAUGGAGCAGCAGCCUGAGGAGACAUCUGUGUGCAGGGAAGAGCCACCCAAGCCUCUGAGACCCCACCACUGGGCUGCCCUGUGCCUUCAGUGAGCAUUAAUUGCUAUAACAGUCAUUAGAGGUGGGAUGGGGCUGGGUUGUGGAUUGAGGCUGAGCUCCUGGAGAGAAGCUGGCCUUGGAGCCUGCUUUGGGGCUGGGGUGCAGCAGCCACUUGCUGUUUCUGUGGGCUUUUUUUUUCCUCUGGAUCUCUUAAGAUUUACUGGUUGGCUGCUAGAAAGUCACUUCUGAUCAUUUUUAAAGAAAAAAUGUAUGCAGGAAAGAACAUGUCUUCAAAAAAUCAGCCCUCAAUGUCCAUGCCAUUAGCUACCCCUUCCACCACUGAUUCCCAAAACACAACACUGGCCACAAUUUUGAAACAUAUCUUUAUUUGCAGGCUUUACCUGAUUUUUAUGAGUUAUUCAACCAUGGGAAGCAAGAUUUCCCUGUGCUAAGGCUCUGGGGAAAGGCGCUGGACAAUUCUUCAGUGCCACAGGGAAGGCAGAACCUGCCAGUUCUGAUGGUUCCUGC
Zonotrichia leucophrys gambelii is the source of this 5721-nucleotide messenger RNA. It is a transcript of the gene OTUD3, whose product is annotated as OTU deubiquitinase 3. The record is from RefSeq and is a predicted model, not a curated record. The transcript has 11 exons. Bases 670 to 1656 code for a protein of 328 amino acids. Gene Ontology annotation, molecular function: cysteine-type deubiquitinase activity. Lineage: Eukaryota; Metazoa; Chordata; Aves; Passeriformes; Passerellidae. Gene Ontology annotation, biological process: protein K11-linked deubiquitination; protein stabilization; protein K27-linked deubiquitination.